Messenger RNA from Trichosurus vulpecula (common brushtail), 2632 nucleotides. It is a transcript of the gene STK25, whose product is annotated as serine/threonine kinase 25. Gene Ontology annotation, molecular function: ATP binding; protein kinase activity. The transcript is spliced from 12 exons. Lineage: Eukaryota; Metazoa; Chordata; Mammalia; Diprotodontia; Phalangeridae. Gene Ontology annotation, biological process: protein phosphorylation. The record is from RefSeq and is a predicted model, not a curated record. Bases 507 to 1787 code for a protein of 426 amino acids.
CGCCUCCCAGAGGCUCCUCGAGGAAACGCCAAAGCCCCGCAAGCCUCUCACAUAGCCGCCGCCAGAGGCCCUGCCCCGAGGCCCCGCCCAUUUCCCCGAGGGACGUCCGGGAGCUGGAGUCCGCACGCGCAUCAGGAGCGGGGCUUCGGAAAGCGGGACUACAGCUCCCAGAAGGCAGUGGGGCUCCCGCGACUGCGCAGUGGCGCUCCCCUUCCUGCACCCCCCCCCCCCCCCCCCCCCCACCCCUUCCUCGCUCCUCCGCCGCCCUGGCUUUCUCUAGCUUCAGCAGCCGCGGGAGCCGGAGCCGGGCCGGCGCUCUAGUCUGGGCCGCGGCCGCCCCCGUCCUUGUCAGGCGCUGCGGGCUGAGGACUAGGGCCGUCAUGGAGACCUCCGGAGGCGGGGCGCGCUGAGACCUCGGGCCCCCCGGGGGGCGCCUCCGUCCAGCGCAUUCCAGGUGAAGAGCCCAUUUCUGGUGCCUCGAGGAUCGGGGUCUUGCCGGCUGAGACAUGGCUCACCUGAGGGAGUUUGCGAACCAGCAUUCUCGAGUGGAUCCCGAGGAGCUCUUCACCAAGCUUGAGAGGAUUGGAAAGGGCUCCUUCGGGGAGGUGUACAAGGGCAUCGACAACCGCACCAAAGAGGUGGUGGCCAUCAAAAUCAUCGACCUGGAGGAGGCCGAGGAUGAGAUCGAGGACAUCCAGCAGGAGAUCACUGUCCUGAGCCAGUGUGACAGCCCCUACAUCACACGCUACUAUGGCUCCUACCUGAAGAGCACCAAGCUGUGGAUUAUUAUGGAGUACUUGGGUGGUGGAUCGGCCUUGGAUCUGCUAAAGCCUGGGCCUUUGGAAGAGACCUACAUUGCCACAAUCCUGCGGGAGAUCCUCAAGGGAUUAGAUUACCUCCAUUCUGAAAGGAAGAUCCACCGAGACAUCAAAGCUGCCAACGUACUUCUCUCUGAGCAAGGCGAUGUGAAGCUGGCAGACUUUGGUGUGGCCGGACAGCUCACGGACACUCAGAUCAAGAGGAACACCUUCGUGGGGACCCCUUUCUGGAUGGCGCCAGAAGUCAUCAAGCAGUCUGCUUACGACUUUAAAGCGGAUAUUUGGUCCCUGGGAAUUACAGCUAUUGAGCUGGCCAAAGGAGAGCCUCCCAACUCAGACCUUCAUCCCAUGAGAGUUCUCUUCCUGAUCCCCAAAAACAACCCUCCCACCCUGGAGGGGCACCAUAGCAAGCCCUUCAAAGAAUUUGUGGAAGCUUGUCUCAAUAAGGACCCUCGCUUUAGGCCUGCAGCCAGGGAGCUCCUGAAGCACAAAUUCAUCACUCGCUAUACCAAGAAGACCUCCUUCCUCACGGAGCUGAUCGAUCGAUACAAGCGCUGGAAGUCGGAGGGCCGGGGGGAGGAUUCCAGCUCCGAGGAUUCUGAUAUUGAUGGAGAUGCAGAGGAUGGUGACCAGGGCCCCAUCUGGACCUUCCCCCCAACCAUUCGCCCGAGCCCCCACAGCAAACUGCACAAAGGAGUGGCCCUGCAGGCCUCACAGAAGUCUGCAGAGCCUAUCAAACGGCAGCCACGGUCCCAAUGCCUCGCCACCCUUGUCCGGCCCGUCUUUGGAGAGCUCAAAGAGAAGCACAAGCAGACUGGAGGCAACGUGGGAGCCAUGGAGGAGCUGGAGAAUGCCUUCAGCCUUGCUGAGGAGUCUUGCCCUGGCAUUUCCGACAGACUGAUAGCACAUCUGGUGGAACGGGUCCAGAGGUUCUCCCACAGCAGGAACCACCUGACGUCUGCCCGCUGAUGGGCACCGGGAGGGAGGCCAGCCAUGGGCUUUUCCCCGACUUUCUAAGAACUGACCUCAAACCCCUUGGGUUCUGCAUCCGGGGGCCCCAUUGCAGGAGCUACUGGGCCAGGCUCCACGGCUGCCUUCGGAUGCAUCAGUUGGUGGACAGCCAUUGUUGUCGUAAUCAUCGUCAUUGUGUCUUAUUCCUGUUCUAAGUGAAGCUCAUGAAAGGCUGGGACAAUCCCCACCCAUGGGGAGGGGUGGGGCGGGGCAGUCAGGACUGGCAGGGCCAGGGGCACGGUCUGCCUGGCUCCCUGAGUAGAAGCUGAAUCAAGCGACUGGUCUUUAUUUGGUCAUGUUCUAGGAAAAUUUGGGAACCUUUGUCCAGUGCCUGGCAGUCUGGCCGCCGCCCUUGCAGGGAGGUUGAAGAGCCAAUGCGGCCUUUUAGGAACCUGGGGUUGCUCUCCCCAGGCAGCCCGCUGCCCUCCCCCUGCCAGGGUGCUAAAAGUGGUUCCUGGGAGGAGGGGCAGGAGCCCUGUGUGCCCUGCCCCCCUUGCCAUGCUGACAGCGAAUGAGGCAUGGCAGCAAUGGGCCAGCGAAGGAUGACUCCCCGCCCCAGCCCUGCACACACGGUCUCCUGUGGGGGCUCAGACCUUGUCCUGUUUGUGAUGGUAGUAGAUGCCUUUGUGCUAUUUAAUCGGGCCCCUUGUGUUCUUUCUCCACGUACCAGAAUCACCCCGAAGGAGGAGGUUUUGGUGGUGGUUUGUUUUGUUUCCUUCAGUAUUCAAAGACAAAGAUGUCGGUUUUGAAAGAGCAUUGAAAGGGACUGGCCACUUUCAAUAAAGAAAUUACCUGAGACCGUG